AUGGAAGUAAGAUCAUUUAAGCACUUCAUGAUCUUCAAAGUUUUAUCUCAACAUCGUGGCAAACAUAUUCAAAAACUUACUUUGGAUUUACCAAUGAAUAUGAUGAAGAUAGUAUGUGAGUUUGUGGAUGAUUCGGGAGCCUUAAUAUUGCCAUCGUUGAAAAUAUUAGAUAUCCGCUGCAAUAUAGUGUCUCUCUCAAACGGCCAGUUCUUCGUCUUCUUCAUUCUUCUUCAUCUAACAUUCCGGCAGCCGGCAGCCAUUUCCGAUAGUCGGAGUAUAAAGACGUAUAAACAGUAUUUAAUUAUAUCACUAAUAAUAGUUGAUUUCAAAAGUAAGAGUCCUACUAUUUAUGCUCCAAAGCUUGAGCAUUCUAAAUUGUGUGCUACUUUCGAAAUAGAAUUAACUUUUCCAAAAGUUGAAUUACUUACCCCAAAUCUCAAAAGUGUUAAUUUCACUUUUCGUGAUGAUUUUUAA
Messenger RNA from Momordica charantia (bitter melon), 474 nucleotides. RefSeq lists its product as uncharacterized. Lineage: Eukaryota; Viridiplantae; Streptophyta; Magnoliopsida; Cucurbitales; Cucurbitaceae. The record is from RefSeq and is a predicted model, not a curated record.